AUGUCCGCGUUCUCAGAACAAAUAUUUGAAAUCGAAGACAAACCUUUAAAAUGCUGCGAUAAGUGUGGAAAACCUGGUCUAGGUCCUAUAGCUGUUGGUAAAAAGCUAAGUAUAUACGGAAAAUGAAUAAAAUCAAAAUUUCAUAUUCCUUGUUAUACCCCUUUAUCCUUAUCCCCACUCAAAAUUUCUUCAGAGUCUCCUCAAGAAGCAAUAGAAUUCGCUGAAAAAUGGAACAAACAGUUCCAAAUUUUAAAUUUAAGCACGAUCGCCCCAAUAAAAAAGCUUGAAGCUCCAGAGCCCAAAACUUAUCCUAUUUGUCUAAAAAUAGCAUUUAUAUCAAUUAAAAUAAAAAAUAUUAAUUUUUAUAUAAAAUAAAAUAUUUUAAACGAGCUUGAAUUGAAAUUUUUAAAUUUUUGACCCCAGAAGAAGCAGCUAUAAUUUCAUGUGUCUCCAAAGAAUUUUAUUAUUACUCCUGGAACUCAGAAGUCUGAAAUAAAUGAAUUCCUGAUAAAACUCAAAAUAACCCAGCUGAUGGAAAAUUAGCUUAUUUGGAAAAGAAACAUAAUACUUGUAUAUCCUGUGGAUUGUCAAUAAAAAGUGACUUAGUUAGGUGCCCAAUACUCAAAAGGGCGCUAUGUAAAACCUGCAAAUCUGCGUAUAAUAGCAAGUAUCAUAUGAAAAAAAUUGAUUGAAUUAUGAGAAGAUAUAGAGUUGAUAGGAAUUUUUUUGAAAGAAAUAACAUACCUGUAGUCUUUGACUCUUUUCUGAAUGCAAAAGCGUACACUUUUAUGGUGGAGCAAUGCUUAGAUAAGAUAGAAAAGAACAAUCCUACGUUAGCACAUAUAAUGGUCACCAGAAAGAAGAGAAGGAGAGGCGAAGGAUAG
Messenger RNA from Blepharisma stoltei, 884 nucleotides. Lineage: Eukaryota; Ciliophora; Heterotrichea; Heterotrichida; Blepharismidae. The record is from the annotation of a GenBank genome assembly.